AUGUCUCUCACAACAACACUCGCAACACACAGUCCCAAGACGGGGGAUCGCCACAUUUCUCGCGUCGACAAUAUCCCAGCGGCCACGGUUCAAUGCCAUGCAUCAAACCUUCUUGAACUUCCAGAUAAAACACUGCUCAGUGUCUGGUUUGGUGGAACUCAGGAAGGUACUUCAGAUAUUUCAAUCUAUUCAUCGCGAUUGAGCCCGGGCUCUUCGUCGUGGACGCAACCUGUCCGCUUGUCACAUGAUGCUCAGCGCAGCGAGCAGAAUCCCGUCUUGUUUCGUGAUCCCGUUGGCGGUGCUAUAUGGCUCUUCCAUACAGCUCAAUCAGCCGGAAACCAAGACGAGGCAGCUAUCAUAGCUCGCAUCUCAAAAGACGAUGCCCAAACGUGGUCGGAGCCAUUUGAGCCAUUCCCGGAAAAGAAGGGCGCAUUUGUCCGGCAGCCUGUUGUUGUCCUCCCGGAUAAUACAUGGUUGCUGCCCGUCUUUUAUUGCCGUGCUCCACCCGGCUUCCGAUGGAUCGGGAGCGAUGAUGUAUCGGCAGUAAUGUACAGCAAAGAUGGUGGCAAGACAUGGGCAGAGAGCGUAGUGCCGGACUCGAGGGGAUGUGUACACAUGAACAUAAUUGCGCUCCCCACGAAAAAGUCCUACGUCGCCUUCUUCAGGAGCCGGUGGGCAGACAACAUUUACAGGGCUACCUCGAAAGACGGUAUCAACUGGUCCGCUCCUGCGAAAACGACACUGCCAAAUCCCAAUUCGGGCAUCUGUUCAGCCGCACUGCCCAACGGGGAUCUCGUCAUUGUGUUCAACGACUCGCGUGCCGAGAGCAAUAUGGCGCGAAGAGAAGGACUCUACGACGACAUCACUCCUGCAGACGACACUAGGGUGAACCAGCCUGGGGUCGGCGGCAAGGCGGCAAUCUGGGGAACGCCGCGCAAAGCUCUGUCAGUCGGUCUGUCCAAGGACGAUGGUGUUACCUGGAAAUACCGAGUCUUGGAGGACGGCGAUGGUUUCUGCAUGACCAACAAUUCCGUGGAGCGUACAAACCGAGAACUGAGUUAUCCAAGUAUCUUUGUCGAUGAUGCGACAAAGGGUCAAAAAGGUGUGCACCUGGCAUAUACUUAUCAUCGGCAAAACAUAAAAUAUGUGCACAUCGAUGAUGUUGAGAUGUUUGUAAACGCUUCAGACUAG
Pestalotiopsis fici W106-1 is the source of this 1191-nucleotide messenger RNA. RefSeq lists its product as uncharacterized. Bases 1 to 1191 code for a protein of 396 amino acids. The transcript has a single exon. Lineage: Eukaryota; Fungi; Ascomycota; Sordariomycetes; Amphisphaeriales; Sporocadaceae. The record is from RefSeq and is a predicted model, not a curated record.